Molecule: messenger RNA, 3393 nt
Organism: Aphanomyces astaci
Lineage: Eukaryota; Oomycota; Saprolegniomycetes; Saprolegniales; Verrucalvaceae
Exons: 9
Coding region: 1-2046 (681 amino acids)
Source: RefSeq, a predicted model, not a curated record
AUGCAUCGUUUCCUCGGACUACCUUCCCGGGCGACUCUCGCUCUCGCUACCAUCCAACUCCACAGGGAAUUUACCAAAUGCCGGAAGCCGGGGGCCUUACUAACCCGCUGGCUCUAUCACACAGCCCUCCGCUGCACACCCCUCCUGGCACCCCGAGACUUCUGGUUCGGCCAAUGGAUGGAUGGCACCAAUGGAGCUACCUUUCAUGGCCCGCUCGGUGAUUCCCCACACUGCACCAUCUCCCGCCCCACCACAAAUCACCACUGGUGGAUCGAUGCGACUCACCAUUCCAUCUCCAUCCCCUGGUGGCGCCGACUCUCCGUGGAAAUCCAGGCUUGCCACGGCCCGCUACCUAUUGGUUCGUUGUUUCCGACGGCUCCCCGGGGCCAUGUACUAGCCGCCAGCCUCACCACCACAUGGCUCCUUACCAUACCCGCGGACCAACUCGCUCUCCGCAAUAUCUCAGGCAUCUACCAUACCUCCGCUCCCAAAUGGGGCAAGCUCACCGCCAGCAACCCGGUUUCCAUUCACACUGGCUUCCUCACCACUGGCCCCAUGACUCCCCUUCUCACCCCGGCCAACUCCACUGGACCGCAGCUCUCCGCCCCCUGGACGCAAUUCACUGGCUCCAUCGCCGCCACCCACAAUACUCCGAUGCCCGCCAACGGACACAAGUACCACCAACCCCAGGAUCCUCCCUACAAUGGGCCCAGAUCGAUAUCCCUAAGUACGACCAAUACGCCCAUGCCUCCCCUUCCCUCGCGCACUUACACGACCCACACUUCCACAAACAGUGGUUCUCUGCCCACUGAGGGGGCCUCCCUCACAGAAAAUAACAACAAUAUUCGGCUCAAACGCCAACACCACGACACCGCCCCAACGGCCAUGAUCGCCAUAUACGCACCCGCCGUGCUCAUCUGGAGCAACACCCCGCCGAUUCUGCCUCUGCGCCGCCCCCAGACCCUGAAUUACCACCUCCAGCAGCCUAAGCACACCGCUUUCCUGAAUUUGCGUCGCGGCGGCGUGGACUGGAGCAUGGACAGCGGCGGCGGGAAUCCCAAUGUGAACAUUGGCAACUACAAGGGUGUGAUGCUGUGCAACCGGCCCUUCAACGGGGUCGCUUCAGGGCCGGCUACGACGUUCAAGGACACGGAUUACUCGUCCAAGAACGCCCCGUUCCUCACUGGCAUACAUCCGCCUACGAUCGGACAGAAUGUUCCCAUCUUCAACGAGCCACUGCAUGCAAUCAAACGCGACAAGAAGAACACUGCGUUGUCCAAGCAUAAGAAAUGGCUCCAUGAUUUGCAAAAGGAGCGUGACCGGUUGGAAGAAGCGCUCAUGGAGGACGAGGACGAGAAACAGUUGCGAAGGGACCGCUUUUCCAAACGAGAAGCGGAUUUCCGAGCCCAAGUACGCCGCACGAACCCCGAAGAAGACGGCGCCGACCCGAAGGGAGCGAGACGUCCGAUGUGGGCUUUGACAAAGGAGACGGCUGACGAGAAGAAGGCCCGCGACGAAGACGAGGACGUCGACGACUUACUCGAGUUCGCCAACAACUUGGACCUGGAUAGCUUCAUGGACGACGUCGAGCUGAAGGCGCACGUGGCACAAGUAAAUGAGCAACUGUCCAAGUUGCAGGCCGUGGUCAACCAGGAGGAAGGCGAAGAGAAGAAAUCCGAGAUCAAGGACAUGCUGAAUGCGGAAAGGGCCGAGCGCCAGACACUCAACGCCGCUGCUUUGUCUCGACUUGACGGCGCCGACACCAAGGGAGUAAUCGACGACGACGCCGCGUCUGUCGCAUCGACCGUGUUGUCAGAAUGCAAGUCGAUUCGAUCGGUGCACUCGACGCGGUCCGUGAUGGCGCUAACCCGACGAGCGGAAGAUAAGCUCCUCAGCGCGAAGCUGGCGUCGGUACCGGAAGGAGGCAGAAGCGGCAUUGUUCCGACGCCCCAUGUGGUCACCCACGACGAGGAGUGCGGCAUGCGCCUGCAGAACAAACUCCUUCCCAGCAACCUCCCUUACAUCCACCGCAACCCAGCCAUAUAAUGGAGCACUGGGACAAAAGCUGUAACGUUAAUACUCGGGGGAACAAAAUAGACUUUAAUGAACGCAAGUGAAUACUACAACAGGCGUAACGACGAGCGCGUGGUCGGACGAGGCGGCCUGUGCUGCAACGCCGCCGCACGAUGCGACAGUUUCCGCUUCUUCGACGGGGAAGGAGUGGUGAUUUGACGGAACGCAAUGGCCAUUCUUCGCUGAUUAACUUGACCAUCCUGGGUGGACAGGCGCGAAAACAGGGGCUGCACUGACGGCGACAGCGUGCCUCGAUAGGCGAUGGGCGAAGGUUCCGGUGUCCACGUGAGUGGGUAAGGCAGCACGGACGAGUCUGCGGAGAUGGGACGAAGUGGGGACGACGGCGGUGGGGUAUAGCAAGGUGAAGAUCGGGAUUGACAGUGAAUCGACACAUUCGUCACAAAAGGCGGCGUAGCGUGGCGAGGACUGGAAAAAGCAUACACGAUGGGUGUGCUGUUAAGGAGUAGGUCCACAUCCGCGGCGAUACUGCCGGAUACAUGGCGAGGAGACGUAAACCCAUAGAAAGGCGAUGUCGUGGGAGGUGUCUUGCCACUAGCUGUGACUGGCGAUGGAAGGAGUAGGGGCAACGAGCGCGGGGAACUUGCACGAGGACGACGCACUCCAACGGCGACGGGUGAAGCUGGUGUUUGAGACGCGGAGUGUUUGGACGUGUCGGCACGCUUUGAGGCAACUUUGGCUUUCCGAGAUUGCAUGACUUGGUUGAUCAGCCCUGACCGCGAGGCUUUCUUCACCGGAAGAUUCGAGGGAGAAGGGGCGAGUGAUGCUCCGAUCAAAGACGCUGCGACCAUCUGGGGGUUGUUGGCAGCAUGCUGGACAAGCGGGCGUGUCAGCGCAGGUCGAGGGGUACUUGUAACUCGAGGGUGCUCAUCUUGGAUCGCCGCGAGGUGAACUUCGGCACUCGUGAACAUCCAACCAUUACUGCGUAGGCGGCGCUUGCCGUCUUGGACGUUCAAGUGAUUCCCUUCGAUGGCCCGCUUCAUGUUGUCAAGUGACAACUCGCACCAAACACCACACCAUCUUCUUCCGGAUAGAACUCUUCGAAGUGAUACCCCGCAUGCGAUCCUUCCGACACUUGCGCCAUGGGUCCAUUACUGUACCCGCCCACCACUCGUCCAAGCCGCCCGCCACAGAGAAACCACCACAGAGUGAACAUCACCGACGCCAAACAUCCACAGGGGCGAAGUCUAUGUGCUUGCCCAUCUUCCAUCACGUCCUCAUGUCCUUAUGCGCCGCCCCCUUCUUUGCCUUCUCGCGGCGCUUGGCUCGUCCAAGGCAAUGUAUAACCUUAGGUAUAGUAUG